Messenger RNA from Cervus elaphus (red deer), 1453 nucleotides. RefSeq names its product GPI-linked NAD(P)(+)--arginine ADP-ribosyltransferase 1-like. NCBI's taxonomy places the organism in Eukaryota, Metazoa, Chordata, Mammalia, Artiodactyla, Cervidae. Gene Ontology annotation, molecular function: NAD+ poly-ADP-ribosyltransferase activity; NAD+-protein-arginine ADP-ribosyltransferase activity. The transcript is spliced from 6 exons. The record is from RefSeq and is a predicted model, not a curated record. Bases 191 to 1156 code for a protein of 321 amino acids.
GUGCCACACCACUUCAUCUGGAGCCUGAACAGGGACCUGAAGGCCGACUGCACACCCGUUCCUCAAGCCCGAGCAAGGGGGAAAAGGACGACUCUUCAUCCAGAAAUUGGAGACACUUGGGUUCUGAACAGCCUCAUCAAGGUGAGGAAACUGAGGCCCAGACAGUGACUUGACCAGGGUCAUCUCCAACAUGCAGAGCCCUGCCAUCAUAUCUCUGUUGCUUGUGUCCAUGGGCCUCAUGGAAGCACUCCAGGCCCAGAGCCACCCCGUCAUACGACGAGACCUCCUUCCACAAGAAAUGCCCCUAGACAUGGCCCUGGCCUCCUUUGAUGACCAGUAUGCUGGCUGUGCCGCAGCCAUGGCGGCUGCUCUCCCGGAUCUCAACCGCACAGAGUUCCAGGCCAACAAAGUGUACGCCGAUGGCUGGGCGCAGGCAAGCAGCCAGUGGCGGGAGCGCCAGGCCUGGGGGCUCAAUACCCGUCUGGACCCACCCAAGGGCUUCCGGGAAGAGCACGGGGUGGCCCUCCUGGCUUACACGGCCCACGGCCCCUUAUACAAAAAAUUCAAUGAGGCCGUGCGUGAGGCGGGUCGCUCCCGGGCCCACUACCUCCAGCGCUUCUCCUUCAAGACAUUUCACUUCCUGCUGACCGAAGCCCUGCAGCUGCUGCACAGCAGCCAGCGUCCGCCCCAGCGCCACCAGGUGUUCCGAGGGGUCCAGGGCCUGCACUUCUGGCCUUCGGGGACCAGGGCAACUGUCAGGCUGGGGGGCUUUGCCUCUGCGUCCCUGGAGAGGCAUGUGGCCGAGAGAUUUGGGAAAGACACCCUGUUUGGCAUCUGCACCUGCCUUGGGGUCCCCAUCAAGGGCUACUCCUUCUACCCUGGGGAGGAGGAGGUGCUGAUCCCUCCCUUCGAGACCUUCCAGGUAUUCAACGCCUGCAGGUUGGCCCAGGGCUCGUCUCUUAUCUACCUCCAGUCCAAGGGGAAGAGCAGCACAUACAACUGCGAGUACAUCAAAGUCAGGCAGUGCAAGUCUGAGCGCUGCCGUCUGGAUAGCUCAGCCGUGGGUCAGAGGCCCGUUCCUGCAGUCUGGUCCCUUCUACUGCUGCUCUGGUUCCUCGUUGGGGAGGUCUUUCCAGAGAGUCCGGGCCUCCUCUAAUCCAUCAGCCACUGAACAGCCCUGCCUGUCGCCUCUGCCCAACAUGAGGAUGUCAGCCACAUGCGUGCUCUGAGUGUGGCCACGAUCUCGGGGAACUCCAUCUACAGGAAACUCUGGGACCUUCUCUGGCGACUGCCGGGCCUGCCAGCGGGAAGAAGAAAAUGUGGGACUGAGCCUCUCCCAGGGGUCUAGGAGUCAGAUGCUGAAUAGAGGUGGGGGGCCUGGAGGACAGGUAACCCCUCACUUGGAAAUAGAAGAUUAAAGUAUUUGGAGGCAUGGUGACUGGGGAGAAAAGUA